Molecule: messenger RNA, 4016 nt
Organism: Oncorhynchus kisutch (coho salmon)
Lineage: Eukaryota; Metazoa; Chordata; Actinopteri; Salmoniformes; Salmonidae
Product: V-type proton ATPase 116 kDa subunit a-like
Exons: 20
Coding region: 289-2763 (824 amino acids)
Biological process (GO): proton transmembrane transport; vacuolar acidification
Cellular component (GO): vacuolar proton-transporting V-type ATPase complex; vacuolar proton-transporting V-type ATPase, V0 domain; plasma membrane
Molecular function (GO): proton-transporting ATPase activity, rotational mechanism; ATPase binding
Source: RefSeq, a predicted model, not a curated record
UUGCUGCUGGCAGAAUACUGGUGUGCCGGUGACAGUACAGUAAGAAUGUUAAGAAACUGACUUUACCGUCAAAAAAGAGAUUUGUUUGCCACUGUUUGGUGUUCUUUUCUGUCAUCUGGAGCUAACUCUCACAAGCAGCCGUCACAUUCGAUCGAGCGGGACAGAUUGAAGAAAACAGGUUCAAGUUUGUACAUUUGCAACGUGCUUUGUUCUCAAAGGAUAGAUUCGUAUAUGGUGGUCGGUCAACAAGUUGUCUGAUUUCAGUUACAGGCUUAUCUCUAGGUGGUGAUGGGUUCUAUGUUCCGUAGUGAGGAGGUGUGCCUGGUGCAGCUCUUCCUCCAGUCUGGUUCGGCCUUUAACUGUGUCAGUGAACUGGGAGAACUGGGCCUGGUCGAGUUCAGAGACUUGAACCCCAAUGUCAACUCCUUCCAGAGGAAGUUUGUGGGGGAGGUGAGACGAUGUCAGGAACUGGAGAAAACCUUCACGUUCCUGGAGCAGGAGAUCAAUAGGUCCCUUUUGCCCCCCCUCCAUGGCCCGACCCCCUGCCCGAACCCCUCGGCCCCCCAGCCCAGAGAGUUGCUCACCAUUGAGGAGGAGAGUGAGAAGCUGGCCAGGGAGCUCAAAGAGCUUUCCAGGAACAGAGACGGUCUCAGAGCCCAGCUGAUCCAGCUCAGCCAGUACAAAGGAGUUCUCACCCAGACCCACUCCCUCACCGCCUCACAGGCUCCACCUCCUCUUCGUGAAACAGUAGGCAUAUUGGAGCCUAACCGACAGGAUGUCCACCUCCGUUUUGUGGCCGGUGUGGUCCACCCCUGGAAAGUCCCAUCAUUUGAGCGGUUGCUAUGGCGAGCAUGCCGCGGGUACGUCGUCGUGGACUUCAGAGAGAUGGAGGAGCAGUUGGAGCAUCCUGACACGGGGGAGAUGGUGCAGUGGACAGUGUUCCUCAUAUCCUACUGGGGAGAUCAGAUCGGACAAAAGGUCAAGAAGAUCUGUGAUUGCUUCCACGCGCAGGUGUUUGAGUAUCCUGACAGCCCCACAGAGAGAGAGGAGAUUCUCCAGGGACUGCAGGGCAGAAUUGAAGACAUCAAAUCAGUCCUCUUUCAGACAGAGCAGUUCCUCCAGCAGAUGUUGGUGCGUACAGUAGCGGUGUUGCCCCAGUGGAAGGUGCGGGUCCAGAAGUCUAAGGCAGUCCAGGCCGUACUGAACCUCUGCAGCCCCUCCGUCACCGACAAGUGUCUGAUUGCUGAAGCCUGGUGUCCCGUCCGCAAGCUGCCCGAGCUGCAGAGCGCCCUGAGGGAAGGAGGGAGGAAGAGUGGCAGCGGGGUGGACUCGUUCUACAACCGCCUCCCCUGCUCCACGCCUCCUCCUACACUGUUUCCCACCAACUCCUUCACUGCAGGCUUCCAGAACAUUGUAGACGCCUACGGAGUGGCCAGUUACCGCGAGGUCAACCCAGCGGUGUACACCAUCAUCACGUUCCCCUUCCUGUUUGCUGUGAUGUUUGGGGACGUGGGUCACGGUCUGCUGAUGUCCCUGGCUGCCCUCUGGAUGGUUCUGGAGGAGAAGGACCCCAAACUCAGGAACAACACUAAUGAGAUCUGGCGGAUGAUGUUUGGAGGACGUUAUCUGAUCCUGUUGAUGGGACUGUUCUCUGUCUACACUGGGGCCAUCUACAAUGAGUGUUUUAGCAGAGGACUCAGCCCCUUCAGCUCCGGCUGGCAUGUAGGACCCAUGUUUGAGAACGGAGAGUGGAAUCCAACAACUGUUAAAGAGAACAACUUCCUGUCCCUGGACCCUAACAUCACUGGGGUUUUUACAGGACCCUAUCCUUUUGGUAUCGACCCGGUCUGGGGUAUGUCCAACAACCACCUGACGUUCCUCAACUCCUACAAGAUGAAGAUGUCUGUCAUUAUCGGGGUCAUCCACAUGACCUUCGGAGUCUGUCUGGCCUUCUUCAACUACAUACACUUUAACCAGUUGAGCAGUGUGUUCCUGGUACUGAUCCCAGAGCUGUUCUUCAUGCUGUGUCUGUUUGGUUACCUGGUCUUCAUGGUCAUCUUCAAGUGGCUGGCCUUCGACACGACCCACUCUAACUCCGCCCCCAGCAUCCUCAUCCACUUCAUAGACAUGUUCCUAUUCGCCGAGAACAAGGACAACCCGCCCCUCUACAGAGGACAGUUGGUGGUGCAGAAGGUCCUGGUGGUACUGGCGCUGUGUUCUGUUCCAGUCCUGCUGCUGGGGAAACCCAUCCAUCAAUACAUCACACACAAGAGGAAGCACCGGCACAUGGCAGGAGACAGACGACCCCUGUUGGCUGAGAACAGUUCCAUCAAUGCUCAUCAGGGAGAGGUGGGGAGUCACAGAGAGGAGGAGGUGGAUUUUGACGCUGCUGAUGCGUUCAUGCACCAGGCCAUCCACACCAUAGAGUACUGUCUAGGCUGCAUCUCCAACACAGCCUCCUACCUACGACUGUGGGCCCUCAGCCUUGCACACGCACAGCUGUCGGAGGUGCUCUGGACGAUGGUGCUGCAUAACGCCCUGACCUGGCAAGGCAACAUGGGAUCUGUGAUCCUGUUUCUAUUCUUCAUCGUCUUCGCGGUGCUAACAGUUUCCGUCCUGCUGGUCAUGGAGGGCCUGUCUGCCUUCCUGCAUGCCCUGCGUCUGCACUGGGUGGAGUUCCAGAAUAAAUUCUACAGUGGAACAGGUUACAAGCUGAACCCUUUCUCCUUCUCUUCCAUAAUCCACGCCUCGUCCGCUCUGUGAUCAUUUAAACGAUCAAUGAAUUCUGAUUGCCAAAUGGUUAUAUUAACUUGCUCUGCACCUAUCACACUGCACACAUUUCAGAAUGAUUGCUGUCUUUUUUGUACACUCUGUGUUUUGUCAAAUGUGUUCAAUGUACAAGAAUACAUUUAGGCCUUUGCACUGUGCCUAUUUCAGCAUGCAUGCUGUGUCAUCAAAAUCAGAAUUUCUUUCUUGUUCCUUCUUUGCACUGAUCAUGUGGUGGGUCUGUAAAUUCACUCUGGCUGUCUACUCUGAUUUCAGGAAUUUACGAACACGCAACACUCGUUGAAUGACUGGUGUCUGCAAAUCUUUUUAAAUUCAAUUGUUGCCAGCAGUACAGUUAGUCACCAAUGCCCUAGAUAACACGAAAAUAGUCUAACCAGCUCUGCUAGGGGGAAUAAAAUGGUCAGAGUUAGGUGUUCUCUCAUUUGUGUUUGGAUGUAGCUAGCAAGCUAGCCACCUUUAGCCAGUUAGCUCGGGUGCUUGACUGCUGUUGUGAGGUCAGAACUCUCUGAUCAACACUACUCCUCGAACACCCCGAGAGCAAAACGCUCUGAAUUUAUGAAAGCCCAGAGCGCACUCCAGAGUAAAUUUAAAUUUACUUCCAGUAAUGUACCUUUAGAUAAUGUUGAUUAAAUAAUAUAUUAACAGUAAUACAUUCACAACCUCCCUGUUUAUCGUUCAAAGCAUUAUUUGAAAAUGGUUGAAUAACUCAGGAAAUGGGUGCUAUUGACUUUCACACAUGACCGUGAUCUCAAAGUUCAGUAAAGAUAAGGCACACACCAAUUGUCUUAACUCAUCUGUUGUGGUCUUGAAGAGAGUCCACGUAGACAUGAUUUUGCAAUGAUGGUGUAGUAUUAUCUAAAAUAAGGACUCACGACAACGAGGUUCUAGCUCCAGCAUGUUUAUUAACCUAGCCCUCGCAUGUCAUACCUCGUUACGGGUAUCCCCAAGGGACAUCCUACUACAGUUGGUAACACGAACAACCCUUCAUGGUACUCAACACCUCUUUCUUGUGUCAUAUUUGAACACGGUUAAUAAUUAUGGAAAGGGAAACUUGUAAACUCAUGUGUCAUUCACAUUCUGUUUCAUCUGAGCAGAGAACCAUCUGAAUGAAGAUCAAUGUUCUUCCGCAUUCUCUGUAUGAUGGUUCACAUCGUACUGUCUGUCUCUUUGCACUAUCACUGUGUUUAACUCUAGGGCUGUAAUGAAAUUAAAGACAGUUUUUUUCCUGA